AUUUUUUUGUUCACUUUCGGUCAAUUUUGAUCUGGGAACAGAUUUCAUCGCUUUCCUGUUCACUUGUUUUUUAAAUAGAGUGCGUGACGGUGGUUCUUUUAGUGUGGUUUUACGUUCAAGGAACAAAAAUGUCGGCGGCCACCGUGAGCCGCCUCUAUCUUCUCUUUCUCCUAAUCCUCUCCGCCAUUACAACGGCCACUUCUGUCCGUUAUCAUCGCCGCCUGCUCCACCAACCUUUUCUGCCCUUUACUUCCUUUCCGCCAGUCUAUCCUCCUUCUAGCGCUUCCACUGUUCACCCGCCGCGACAGCAGCAACCCAAAUAUCCUUUCGCCACCACUCCCCCUUCCACUACUCGAAAGCCUUUCUUUCCUUCAUUUUCUACCCCUCCGCCGCGUCCGCCACCAUCCUCCACAGUACCAACAUUUCCUGCUAACAUCUCCUCCUUGCUCGUACCCCAUUCUCCCUCCCCCUCCUCCCACCGCCGACACAUCAUCCUCGUCUCCCUCUCCUCCGCCCUCCUCGCGGCAGCAGUCAUCCUCUCUCUCGUCGUCCUCGCCCUCUUCUUCCGCCAUCAUAACAACCAGAACACUUCCUCCGACGAUAAAGCUUCCCUUUCAGACUCCAUUCGCUUAUUCCCCCCCAACAUUCCCUCCUCAGAUGCCUCCCAAAAGCUUCCGGCUCCACAACCACCGCAACAACCGCCAAACUACGUCUCAACAAACCGCAGCUCGGAGUUUCUUUACUUAGGAACACUUGUCAACUCUACAGUAGACCCAGAAAAAGCUAUCCUUUCUAGAAAUGGAGGUAUCAAGCUGGAAGUUUCGUCUUCACCUUAUCAAAAGCUUGGCUCCCCGGACUUGAAUCCAUUGCCGCCAUUGCCAAAAGUCCAAACUCUUCUUAGCGGAGAACAGUUUCUCCAAACUGAACAAACGGGUAGUUUUGAAAACAAUGUUGAAGAUGAAGAAGAUGAGUUUUUUUCGCCAAGAGCGUCUUCUGGUGGACGAGAGAGUCCACCGCCGGUAAGAAUAGAAUCAAGUUCAAGAAGGGACUUUCAUGGUGAUAACUUUGGAAGCCGAAGCUUUAACUCAAGAACAGCUUCUUACCCUUUAUCUAACUCUUGUUCACCUACAAAUUCAUUCUUGAACUCGAGCCCUUUGAGUCAAAGAUCCAAAUCUCCAGAUGCCGUUGUUCCUGUCUAUACAGAGAGAGUAAAAACCUCAUCUUCAUCUUCACCUUCAGCUUCAUCGUCUUCGUCUUCAGAUACGGACUCACCGGAUAGAGGUUCGAAUUUUUCGGGGUUGGAGAAGGAAUCUCCAUCAAAGGUUGCGCUUAAGAAGCUUCCGCCACCUCCUCCUCCGCUUCCUCCAUCGCGUCUUUGGGAAGUUCCUGUGACGGUGAGCUCUGUUCCGGAGACUAAUUCAAGGGGGCCUCCGGUUCUUGUUGCACCCUCUAGGUCAAUGGCUGUAAAUAAGCCGUUGAAGAAGAAUGAAGGCUUAGAGAAAAGUGAAGAGACCCCAAAACCGAAGCUGAAGCCUCUACAUUGGGAUAAAGUUCGAGCGAGUUCGGAUCGGGCCAUGGUGUGGGAUCAGAUAAAAGCGAGCUCUUUUCAAUUGAAUGAGGAAAUGAUUGAGACACUGUUUAUGGUGAAUAACCCAAAUAUGGCCGUGAAAGAUACGGCUCAGCGGCGGAUUCUACCUGUUGGGAACCCGGAAAAUCAUGUGCUUGAUCCGAAGAAAUCUCAAAACAUUGCCAUUUUAUUGAGGGCACUAAAUGUGACCAUUGAUGAAGUCUGUGAAGCGCUUAUGGAAGGCAAUUCAGACACUCUUGGGACUGAGCUCUUGGAAAGCCUAUUAAAGAUGGCUCCAACCGAAGAAGAAGAGCGCAAACUGAAGGAGUUCAAUGAUGAAUCCCCUUUUAAGCUAGGUCCUGCUGAGAAGUUCCUCAAGGCUGUGGUUGAUGUACCUUUCGCCUUCAAGAGGGUCGAUGCUUUGCUCUACAUCGCUAAUUUUGACUCUGAAAUUGAGUACCUGAAAGGGGCUUUUGAAACUUUACAGGCUGCUUGUGGAGAGUUGAGUAACAGUAGAAUGUUUCUGAAGCUUUUGGAGGCAGUCCUCAAAACUGGGAACCGCAUGAACGUUGGCACGAACCGUGGCGAUGCCCAUGCCUUUAAGCUUAACACACUCCUAAAGCUUGUUGACGUAAAGGGCACUGAUGGGAAAACCACGCUUCUGCAUUUUGUUGUGCAGGAAAUCAUCAGAGCUGAAGGUUCUCGCCUUUCUUGUGUCAAUCAAAAUAUAAAAGCCGAGAAAACCCAGCAAUCUGAUUUUCAGGAUGAUGUUGAAUAUAGGAAGCUUGGCCUGCAAGUAGUUUCUAGUCUAAGCGGGGAGCUAACUAAUGUGAAGAAGGCCGCUGCUAUGGAUUCUGAUGUUCUCAGCAUUGAUGUUGCAAAGCUUGCAACCGGUAUCUCUAAAAUCAGAGAAGUUAUAAAGCUAAACGAAGGAAUUGCUCUGAAAGACAGCAGCCUUAAAUUCUCGGAAUCAAUGAACGAGUUCCUGAAGAAGGCAGAGGAAGAGAUUGUAAGAAUCCAAACCCAAGACAGAGUUGCUCUCUCUAUGGUGAAUGAAAUAACAGGGUAUUUCCAUGGGAACUCUGCCCAGGAGGAAGCUCAGUUGUUCCGGAUCUUUACAGUCAUAAGGGAUUUCCUUUCCAUUCUUGAUCGAGUGUGCAAGGAAGUUGCAAAGGUCAACGAGAGAACAAUAUACAGUUUGGCACCUCCGUUACCAAAUCCUCCAGUCUUUCCUGGACUCAGCGUGAGGCAGCAUUAUAGUUCCUCGGACGAUGAAACUCCGUCAUAGUUUGUGAUAAAUGUCCCACAUCCACAUGUUAUUGUGGGUAAAUCUCAACAUCUUCAUCAUGGUUAGAUGUCCACUAUCUAACAGUCCCAUUUCAAAUGCAGCUGUCGAUGCAAAUGCCCUUGUGAGCAAUUUUCUUCACAUAUAUAUCAUAUAUAAUAUUAUAGCAGAAGCUAAAUAUAGUAUUGCUAUGAGGUUGAAUCUAUCUUGUAAAUAAAUUAGUGACUCCCAGUUGAAGCUUAUAU
Messenger RNA from Hibiscus syriacus, 3097 nucleotides. Its product is annotated as formin-like protein 2. Lineage: Eukaryota; Viridiplantae; Streptophyta; Magnoliopsida; Malvales; Malvaceae. The record is from RefSeq and is a predicted model, not a curated record. Bases 129 to 2855 code for a protein of 908 amino acids. Gene Ontology annotation, biological process: actin nucleation; actin cytoskeleton organization. Gene Ontology annotation, molecular function: actin filament binding. The transcript has 4 exons.